UGUAAAUCUAGACUGUAAUUCUGUAAUAUAUCACAGUACCUCGUAAAACCGACACUAAAACCUCCCGGCCUACAAAUCACCGGUCAAAUUAUGAGUUCAUUGUAUUAUGCGAACGCUUUGUUUUCCAAAUAUCAAGCUGCAAGUUCGGUUUUUCCAAGUGGGGUCUUUCCCGAGCAAACUUCUUGCGCCUUUGCGUCCAGUUCACCGCGAGCCAGCAGCUAUGUCUCGGGCUCCGGCGGCGCAGGCUUCUCCUCCUCUUCCUCCACACUGUCGGGACUGUACAAUAACGCAGGGAACAUGCCCACCCAAACCCACAGCAUGUAUCCCUCUGCGUACGGGCUGGGCACCGGCUCUGUGAACAUGCACUGCUCCCACUUUGAACACCCCAACCUCUCCAUGAUUUGCUCCGGUGGUGACCCGUCCAAGGUGUCCAGCUGCGGUAAGGCGGAGCAGAGACAGAACGAGGACAGUUUACGGAUCUACCCCUGGAUGAGAAGCUCAGGUGCAGACAGAAAGCGAGGUCGACAGACGUACACGCGUUACCAGACGCUGGAGCUUGAGAAGGAGUUCCACUUCAAUCGCUACCUGACCCGCCGAAGACGCAUAGAGAUCGCUCACGCGCUGUGUCUCACCGAGAGGCAGAUCAAAAUCUGGUUCCAGAACCGGAGGAUGAAGUGGAAGAAGGAGAACAAGACGCCCGGACGGAGCUCCCCUGCAGCCGAACCGCCGGGGGGCGAGGAGGAUGAGGAUGAAGACAGUAGUGACGGCGAACGGACGGUGAAAAGACUAAUGAGCACUACAUGAGACUGAUAUUAUAUUAAAACCGUAGGGGAAAACCGCGUCCCCCUAUUCUUACACUGAGUUAAACAUACAAUACUACCUAUAAGAUUAAUGAUUUAUUCAUGUAGUCUAAAGCCACGUCUUGUUUUAUUAAAAGUACAGUGAAAUUGUAUAAAUAAAUAAAUUUACAUUGAUUUCUAAGCGAUACUAAAUAAGCUAUUGUUGCUUACAUUUUGAUUUAGAUCAAUAUUGUCUAGUGUUUUGACGUAGACCUGAAAUAUUGCAAAACCCUGGUUGGGAAAAUUUGCCUAUAUACAAGAAAAGGGAAACUAAGAUCAGUUAUUAUAUUUUCAUUCUCUGUCAUCUUGUGAUCUUCUGGAUGUGUAUUUUAUGACUUGUUGUAAGGGCUUUUACCCCUAUGUCAAUUGAUUUUACGUAUUUUGUUUUUAUUCUUGACAUGUGGCCUACACCGGACCACGAGAUGUAGGAAUUUGUAUAUUUUCGUGUUGUGAGGAACUAUUUCUUAUUCAAUUGCACAAGAGUUCUGUUCAUGUCAAUAAAACAAAAAUUAAUCAAUUA
Molecule: messenger RNA, 1359 nt
Organism: Coregonus clupeaformis (lake whitefish)
Lineage: Eukaryota; Metazoa; Chordata; Actinopteri; Salmoniformes; Salmonidae
Gene: hoxb7a
Product: homeobox B7a
Exons: 2
Coding region: 91-804 (237 amino acids)
Biological process (GO): anterior/posterior pattern specification; regulation of transcription by RNA polymerase II
Cellular component (GO): nucleus
Molecular function (GO): DNA-binding transcription factor activity, RNA polymerase II-specific; RNA polymerase II cis-regulatory region sequence-specific DNA binding
Source: RefSeq, a predicted model, not a curated record